AUGUAUUCUGCUUGCUCAAUCAUCACAGACUACACAACCACACAGCGAUUGAGUGGCUGGAUAUAUGUGGGCUCAAUUGCCCCAGGUAGCAACCAUUUCCCCUCCACUGGCAUGCGUAAGCCCUCACACAAGGCUGCACCAUUCUCCUUCCCUCAGAUGAUGGACAACUCAAUAACCAUUGUAUAUGAUAACUCUCAUGAUGAUGCCAACUACUGGGACAACAGCAAUGACGACAAUGGAAAUAAGCAACAAGAGUGGGAGAAUCAGCAAGAGUUAGAGAAGGAAGAAGGUGUAUGCAAGAUGGCUGUGGAUACGAUACACCAGCAGGUCAAAGGCGACGAAAGCGAAUGGAACGCUUAG
Desarmillaria tabescens is the source of this 360-nucleotide messenger RNA. RefSeq lists its product as uncharacterized. The coding region runs from base 1 to 360 and encodes 119 amino acids. NCBI's taxonomy places the organism in Eukaryota, Fungi, Basidiomycota, Agaricomycetes, Agaricales, Physalacriaceae. The transcript has 5 exons. The record is from RefSeq and is a predicted model, not a curated record.